Messenger RNA from Zalophus californianus (California sea lion), 1517 nucleotides. It is a transcript of the gene LHX9, whose product is annotated as LIM homeobox 9. The transcript is spliced from 5 exons. NCBI's taxonomy places the organism in Eukaryota, Metazoa, Chordata, Mammalia, Carnivora, Otariidae. Gene Ontology annotation, cellular component: nucleus. Gene Ontology annotation, biological process: neuron differentiation; regulation of transcription by RNA polymerase II. Gene Ontology annotation, molecular function: DNA-binding transcription factor activity, RNA polymerase II-specific; RNA polymerase II transcription regulatory region sequence-specific DNA binding. The record is from RefSeq and is a predicted model, not a curated record. Bases 148 to 1140 code for a protein of 330 amino acids.
AAUUUCCACUCUGUCUGCCUCUUUCUUCUUCCCUCUCUCCCUCUUGCCUUCCGUCCCCGAGCGUCUCUGCGCUCCUCCAACACGCAGCUCUCUGCCGUCCCUUCUGCUCCUUCACUCGGAUGAGCUGAGAGCCGCGGGCGUGUGUAUAUGGAAAUAGUGGGGUGCCGAGCAGAAGACAAUUCGUGUCCUUUCCGUCCCCCAGCCAUGCUCUUCCACGGGAUCUCCGGAGGCCACAUCCAAGGCAUCAUGGAGGAGAUGGAGCGCAGAUCUAAGACCGAGGCCCGCCUGGCCAAAGGCGCUCAGCUCAACGGCCGCGACGCGGGCAUGCCCCCGCUAAGCCCCGAGAAGCCUGCUCUGUGCGCCGGCUGCGGGGGCAAGAUCUCGGACAGGUACUACCUGCUGGCUGUGGACAAACAGUGGCAUCUGAGGUGCCUGAAGUGCUGUGAAUGUAAGCUGGCCCUCGAGUCCGAGCUCACCUGCUUCGCCAAGGACGGUAGCAUUUACUGCAAGGAGGAUUACUACAGAAGGUUCUCUGUGCAGAGAUGUGCCCGCUGCCACCUUGGCAUCUCCGCCUCUGAGAUGGUCAUGCGUGCCCGAGACUCUGUCUACCACCUAAGCUGUUUCACCUGCUCCACUUGCAACAAGACCCUGACCACGGGUGACCAUUUUGGCAUGAAGGACAGCCUGGUGUACUGCCGCGCCCACUUCGAGACCCUCUUGCAAGGGGAGUAUCCACCGCAGUUAAGCUACACCGAGCUGGCGGCCAAGAGCGGUGGCUUGGCCCUGCCUUACUUCAAUGGCACUGGCACGGUGCAGAAAGGGCGGCCCCGGAAGCGGAAGAGCCCAGCGCUGGGAGUGGACAUCGUCAAUUACAACUCAGGUUGUAAUGAGAAUGAGGCAGACCACUUGGACCGGGAUCAGCAGCCUUACCCACCCUCGCAGAAGACCAAGCGCAUGCGAACCUCCUUCAAGCAUCACCAGCUACGGACCAUGAAAUCCUACUUCGCCAUCAACCACAAUCCGGAUGCCAAGGAUCUCAAGCAGCUUGCUCAGAAAACAGGCCUCACCAAAAGAGUUUUGCAGGGAGAACAAAUCUUGGGGCAUUACAGCCAAACAUCCCGACGUUUGAAAAUUCCCUAAAGUAUUAAAAGAAGGGGAAAAGUUUGAUCGGAAAUCCACUGCAGUGAAGACAAAGACAAUAUUAGGUUAUGAUAAUCAUACAUUUUAAAAUCUAUUGAGCCAAAAAAGAGAGAGAGAGAGAGAGAGAGAGAGAGAGACUUAAAUGUCAUUUACUGAAUGUUAACAAAAACUCUGUUCUUUAUGGUGUCUAACACAAAUGGAGGCUUAAAGUUAUGUGGUUUAAAACAAAAUUAGAUAAGCCGUGUAUAAACCAGAGCAGCCUGGCAGUAAUGUGCCCACCCCAUAUUUGAAGAAAAUUAUUAUUGCUAAAAAAAAAAAAUCCCACACAUUUGUCAAGCACAGUAAUUGUAAAAUAAAGUCCAAAAACAUCCAUUUCA